Messenger RNA from Saxophila tyrrhenica, 1875 nucleotides. RefSeq lists its product as uncharacterized. Gene Ontology annotation, biological process: clathrin coat assembly; vesicle budding from membrane; clathrin-dependent endocytosis. Lineage: Eukaryota; Fungi; Ascomycota; Dothideomycetes; Mycosphaerellales; Extremaceae. The transcript has 2 exons. The record is from RefSeq and is a predicted model, not a curated record. The coding region runs from base 1 to 1875 and encodes 624 amino acids. Gene Ontology annotation, molecular function: SNARE binding; 1-phosphatidylinositol binding; phosphatidylinositol-4,5-bisphosphate binding. Gene Ontology annotation, cellular component: clathrin-coated pit; clathrin-coated vesicle.
AUGUCCAUGAACUUUGAGAAAGCGGUCAAAGGCGGCACCAAGGUCAAGCUUGCGCCGCCCAAGUCCAAGUAUGUCGAAGCCAUACUACUCGCGACGCAGUCCGGCGAGGCUGGUGUCGCUGAGGUCUUCCGGACGCUCACCCUUCGGUUGCGGGACUCGACAUGGCAGGUGGCCUUCAAGGCACUGAUCAUCAUCCACCUGAUGGUCAAGGAGGGCGCAAGAGAUGCUACACUUGGCUAUCUGUCGGUGUCACCCAGGAACAAGCUGGCUAUAAACCACUUCACCGACGGGCACAACAUAAGACGUUACUCCGACUAUCUGCUCGCGCGUGCGGAAGCGUUCGGUGCCAGCAAGUGCGACUAUGUAAGAGCGGGAGAAGCUCGAGUCAAGGGCUUGACAGUAGACAAAGGCCUGUUGCGGGAGACGGAGGUCUUACAGAAGCAGGUCGGUGCUCUCGUGAAGUGCGACCUGCUGUCGAAUGAUAUGGAAAACGAGAUAUCUUUGACCGCGUUCCGGCUGUUGACGAGGGACCUACUGGACCUGUACCAUGUACAAAACGAGGCGAUGAUGAACGUUCUCAGCCAUUACUUUGAGAUGUCACGACCAGACGCCGAGCGGGCGAUUAAGAUAUACAAGAGGUUCUGCAAGCAGACAGAUGAGGUGGUGCAAUAUUUGAGCGUGGCACGGCAAUUUGAGCAUGCCACGAGGCUGGAGAUACCAAAGAUCAAGCAUGCGCCGACGAGCUUAGCAAAGUCAUUGCAAGAAUACUUGGACGACACGGACUUCGAAACCAAUCGGAGGCAGUACAUAGCAGAGCAGGAUGCAAAGAGGACAGGGAGGCCUGUACAGAAGCCAGCACAACCACAAUCCAAACCACAGCCUGCAGCUGCUCCGACUACUGCUGGGCCGUCGAAAGCCGCUGAACCUGCGGCUCCUAGUCAGCCGCCCAAGGGCCCAGCACCGGACCUGAUCGACUUCUUCGAGUCAAUCGAGCAGAAUCAGCAGCCCAUGGCACAAAACGUGCCUCACUUUCAGCAACAGCCUCAGCCCGAUGCUUUCCCCCCUCAACAACAGCAGCAGCCCUUUGGAUUCCAGCAACCACCUCAGCAGACCGGCUUCCAGCAAGGUCAGCCGACCGGUGUAAAUGGCUACCAGCCUACCGGCACGAACCCGUUUCUGCAGAUGCAACAGCAACAGGCGCCUCAGCAGCCACCUCAGCAGCAGAACCAACCACAACCCCUUAGCACCCAAUUCACAGGAGCUGGGUUCGGAGGCUAUGGACCCCAACCUCAGCAACAGUUCGUCGGUGGGGACGCCUUCGGACAAGAUCAAAAUCAGUACUCCAGUCCUGUUCAGAUGCAGUCACCACAACAACCACAACAGCCACAACAACCACAACAACAAACCAACCCUUUUCGCCAAUCUACCAUGCCGACUGGCGCAGCAUCAAUGGCGUUCGACGGCCAGGCCAACCAGGGAAUGCAGAGGCAGCCUACCAACCCUUUCGGACGUAACAUGGGCACUCCUCCCGUCUCUGGAAGUCCCUUCGGACAACAGUCCCAGACAGCUUGGCCUCAACCCCAACAACAGCAACAGCAGCCCCAAACAAUGCAGGCUCAGCCCACCGGCACGAACCCCUUCGCUCGCAACAUCACGCCCCAGCAAAGUGCUACUCCCAACGCGCUGCAAGUACAGCCCACAGGCAGUACGAAUCCCUUCCGACAGUCUGCUUUUGUGAACCAGCAAACAGGUGCUGGCUGGCAACACGGACCGCAGGCGACGAUGGGAGGAUUAGAGGGCUUGGAGACCGUACCUGUAUUUCCACGGCCUGGACAGGCGACUGGUGGCCAGCAGCAGCAGUCUCCGUGGGGUUGA